Molecule: messenger RNA, 3472 nt
Organism: Rosa rugosa (rugosa rose)
Lineage: Eukaryota; Viridiplantae; Streptophyta; Magnoliopsida; Rosales; Rosaceae
Product: pentatricopeptide repeat-containing protein At5g47360
Exons: 2
Coding region: 71-1501 (476 amino acids)
Molecular function (GO): protein binding
Source: RefSeq, a predicted model, not a curated record
GCCGGAAAGUCUGUGUCUUCUCCAUUUCGGCGUCGAGGGUUUAACCAAAAGCCCCAAACUUUCCUUCAAAAUGACGACCCUUUCUUCAAUUUCUCGGUUCCUCUCUUCCUCCAUUCGCCUAAAAAAUCACAAGCUCUCAAUCUCUCACUUCUCUACUGCCUCGUCGGCAGAGACGGUCUACAAUCACCUCCAGAAAAAUGGUGGCAACAUUGAGAAAACCCUAGCCUCAAUGAGGCUCAAUUUGGACUCCAAAUGUGUAAGUCAGGUUUUACAUAGAUGCUAUCCCACCCAAUCCCAAAUGGGUCUCAGAUUUUUCAUAUGGGCUGGGGUUCACUCCAGUUAUAGGCAUAGCUAUUUUAUGUUCAGCAAAGCUUGUGAAUUGUAUAGGAUUAGGCAAAACCCAAGUGUGAUUUUUGAUGUUUUGGAGGCUUAUAGUGUUGAAGGUUGCUCUGUUAAUAUGAAAAUGUUUAAAGUUGUUUUCAAUAUGUGUAAAGAAGCUAAGCUUGCUGAUGAGGCUUUGAGGGUUCUGAGGAAAAUGCCGGAGUUUGGGCUGCGAGGGGAUAAUGUAGUGUAUAAUGUUGUUAUAAGGUUGUUUUGUGAUAAGGGUGAUUUGGAUAUGGCUGAGAGUUUGGUGAAGGAGAUGAGUAUGGUGGAGCUUUAUCCGGAUUUGAUCACAUACAUGGUGAUGAUUAAAGGGUUGUGUAAUGUGGGUCGGUUGGAUGAUGCGUGUGGGUUGUUUAAGUUUAUGAAGGAAAAUGGUUGUUUGCCUAAUGUUGUGGUGUACUCGGCCCUUCUCGAUGGAUUCUGUAGGUUUGGGGAUAUGGAGAGAGCCUUGAAGUUGUUAGAGGAGAUGGAGAAGGAAGGUGGGGAUUGUAGUCCUAAUGUAGUAACAUAUACAUCUGUGAUUCAAUAUCUUUGUGACAAGGGUCAGUCAGUGGAGGCAUUGCUUGUUUUGGACCGAAUGGAAGCUCGUGGUUGUUUACCAACUCGCGUCACGGUUAGUUCUUUGAUCACGGGUUUUGUUAAGGAGGAUCAAGUUGAGCAGGCUUAUAAGUUGGUUGAUAGAGUUGUUGAAAGUGGAAGUGUUACAAAAACUGAUUGCUAUAGUUCUCUUGUUGUGGCUUUGGAAAGAGUCAGAAAACCCGAGGAGGCAGAGAAAGUCUUUAGGACGAUGCUUGAUAGUGGGGUCAAACCAAACAGUUUGGUGUCUACCAUUAUGUUAAAAAAACGUUGUUUGGAGGGACGUAUGGUGGAUGCAUAUUGCUUGUUUGAUGAACUUGAGAAGAUGGAAUGCUUAUCUUCUAUUGAUUCUGAUACUUAUUCUAUUCUUUUAGUGGGGCUUUGUCAGCAAAGACACUUAAUGGAGGCUGCAAAGCUUGCAAGGGUAAUGCUGAGUAAAGGAAUUAAACUAAAAGCUCCAUAUGUUGAUAUUAUAGCUGAGGUCCUGAUGAAAUCUGGAGAUGAGGAGUUACUGGAACAAUUGACAAGAAAUGGAAGGUGACAUUGAAGAAAAGAUAAUAUUCAACUGUCUCCUUGGCUCUUGUUUGUUAAGAAACUGGCUCUCGUUUGUUGACCUGGGUGCUUCAGCUAUAGAAGAAAACAAUUCUUGAGUUGAGUUGGUAGUGUUUGCAACAAGCGAGUACUUGUUCCAAUCUGGCAGAGAAAACAAUUACUGGAAGUGGAAGUGAAUAAAGGUAGAUCCUGGUAAACAUUGAAUUCAUGUGAUUUUGUGUUAUUCUAAAUUAUUCAUCUAUUAUCUGAAAGCUAUCUCAAUGGCAUAACGAAUACUGUUCAUAAGUUUUAGGAUUUUGCUCCACAAUCCUAGUUAAAUAUAUCACUCCACAGGUCAUAGUUGCUUUUUAACAAGUAAACUGCAUAGCUCUGUUUAUAUUUUGUGGUUCAUUAUUUGCUUUCAGUUUGUGUGUCAUGUAAGGGAGUGGAGUUGAACAUAGUGACUGCUGAUAUCCAGAUGCAAUUAUGUCUUUUAUAUUCCUCAUACCGUGUAUGUAAGAGCAUAGGUUUUUUGCUAGCAUCGAUAAUGGCAGUCUCAUUUCUUGGUGAUCUGUGAUUGUAUGUUGCAGUUUCUGUUGGUUGUUUUUUUUCUCUCUCUCUCUCAUAGAUGCACUUCUUUACAUAUGUUUUUCUUUUCUUCUUUGCUUUUAUGGAUUCAAGGUCAUGAAGAGGGUUAUCCUUUCAAGUAUCGAAGCACUUCAAGGUUUUUCUCUUUGUGCACCUUGUGCCUGUACUGCUUUUCGGCCUCUUUGUGCGGAAUGCAUUAAUGGCUUUCUAACACUGACUUCAUUUACAUAAGUUUUCUCUCACCCUGAUAGAUCUACUGGUUAAGAUGACAUAAUUAUAAAAGCUGGACUGACUUUGAGGUAGCUUAUUGAAUUGGUAUAGAUUGUAUAGUUGAUAAAUAAUGAAGGAAAGCCAUGCACUUCUACUCUGGUCUGUUAGCCUAAUUGCAGAAAAUGUGAUUGAGUCAGAAAAUCUGUUAGCAUUCAUCUAUUCAUGAGCUUUUUCUGUUUAUUGUUAAUAGUUUUCCUAUAUGUAUUGUUGAGACUUGAGAUUAUAUCUCAUACUGGGAAUGUAAAGUCGUGCUUACAAAAGGACUUGGGGUCUCUCCAGCCAUUGCCAAUUGGGUUCAGGUUGGAUGCAUAAAUCUCUUCAUUUAUUUUAACCUGUUUUCUGAAGUUCAAUAUCUUGGUGUCAAGUCAUUAUCACUGUCGUCGAUCUCAAAUCACGAAAUUACAUGGCUAACUAAGAUAGAGCAUUAGAAGCACUGUGCUGAGGUUAUUUCAAUACAUAAGCUUGUGAUGUUGAUAGAUCAAACCAUUUUUCUCCUAUUUCUUUUAGGGAGGGCAAAAAUAUCUAGCCAGGUACCUGCCACCGACCCUCAACUUCCCCCUUCCUGCCUCCCUUAUAGGGAACAAGAGAGCGAGGAUGAAGGACAACUGAGCUCUAUGGACAAACCUUUACACUGUGGACUGGAUUAGUUUGGAAACCUUAAAAGAACCUGAGAGGUCUGGAUUUGUGGUCCAGGAAGUCAUUUAGGAAUCUCUGAACGUCAUAUUAGAAAGUAUGUGGUGCCUUGAUAAAAGAUUUGCAUCAAGAAAUGGCAAUCAGAGUGGUAGUUUACUGAGUAAAGUAUGCGGUGCCUUGAUAAAAGAUUUGCAUCAAGAAAUGGCAAUCAGAGUGGUUGUUACUGAGUAAGUGAAGUUCAUCAUAAAGUUGGUGAGUUACAAUGGGGAGCAAGCUGUACCUCGGUUUGAAGCACCAACAGCAGUACUUGAAGGUUCAUCCUAUCCAGGUGCUUCUCAUCAACUGAAAGCUUCUCUAGUUAGCUACUGGGGCUGUUUGCCUUACUGUUGAAUAAGAUUAUUGCAUGAACUUUAUUUUUGGUCAUUGGAUGAUCAAAGUAACUGUAUAUGAAAUCUAUUAUUUGCCCUCAUCAUCAUAUUUUGAAACUCCA